AGUGCGAAAGCGGUGGUACGCAUCGUAGUUCCUCAAUUUACAAAAAAUGAAAAAUGUAACCUGAAAAUAAAAACAACGAUUUUUGACGAUUUCCUACUAACAAAUUUAAAGCGAAAUGUGCAAAUAACUCCCGAUCAAGUUUAUAACAACUAACCACACGCUGCUUUUUAGCAAAGAUGACCGUCUUAAGGGCAUUUAAGUGGAUGAGCAUCAAUAAAAAUUGCGUCGUAGCACUAACUCUCGGGUUGCUGACAGGCUUUAUGGCAGCUUACUUAAUUUUAUCGCCACCCGAAUACGCGUUCCUGGAGCUAAGCGAUCCUCACACCAGCGCUCAAAUGGAGGGUCUGGCCGGGCCGAUUAACGAUCCCGGCACGCACGACAACGACGAGAUUUUUCACCAGAUGGAAAAUUCGACGGUGGCGGACUACUUGGCGCGGCAAGUGAAAAUUUUAUGUUGGAUCAUGACUGGCCCGAAAAAUCACCAAAAGAAAGCCAAACAUGUUAAAAAUACGUGGGGCAAACGGUGCAACAUUUUAUUGUUUAUGAGCUCGGAGGAAGAUCCGUCGUUACCUGCUGUUGCCUUGCCUGUCAAGGAGGGGAGGGAUAAUUUAUGGGCCAAAACCAAAGAGGCCUUUCAGUACGUGUAUAAGCAUCAUAUGCAUGAAGCUGAUUGGUUUUUGAAAGCCGACGAUGACACAUAUGUGAUAUUAGAAAAUUUACGUUACAUGCUGAUGACCCACAGCCCGUCAGAACCUGUUUAUUUCGGGUGUAGGUUUAAGCCAUUCGUUAAACAGGGCUAUAUGAGCGGAGGAGCCGGUUACGUAUUAAGUAGGGAAGCGGUUAAGAGAUUUGUUGAGGAAGGCAUACCGAAUAAAACGUUAUGUCGACAAUCGGCGGGCGGUAGCGAAGACGUAGAAAUGGGUAAAUGCAUGGAACGCGUUCACGUGGCCGCCGGAGAUUCGAGAGACUCAUUAGGAAGGGGGCGGUUCUUUCCUUUCGUUCCCGAGCAUCACCUGAUACCGGGACACGUUUCAAAAGACUUCUGGUACUGGAAGUACAUUUACUAUAAUAGCAAAGAGGGAAUGGACUGCUGCUCCGAUAACGCAGUGUCGUUUCACUAUGUCAGCCCUAACCAAAUGUACGUAUUAGAGUAUCUAAUUUAUCAUUUAAGACCGUACGGUAUAUCGUAUCACGUGGAUAUGCCGACUCUUAAUCAGGAAUCUUCAAGCGGGAAAACAGGAAGUGCGUAGUGUAGAUCUUUUAGAAAUUUUAGCUGGGACUGUCUAACGGGUGAAAUAUGCGGUGUCUCUGUGAUCGGCUUGUAUUGGGUAAUACAGCUUUGAGACAAAACAGUCAUGGUGAAUAUUUCUUGUAAAUUGCCGUGUUAAAAAAUGCAGAGCUUCAUUAUUGUAAAUAGCUGAACCAUUGAAAUGUACCGAAUCAUUGACUUUGUGAAGGAAGAUUUUAUGAAAUGACUUUUGUCCUUCAAUUUAGUUUUUAGGUGAGGCCAAAACUGCUUUCAAUUCUCCAGUAAACACUUUUAUGUUAAGAAAAUUUGAUACAUUUUGAAAUGUUAUAACCUUCACUUUUCACACGAUUCAGGUUAACAGUGAUACCUCUGGUGGCAGCACAUUGCUGGGAGAAGAUCGCCAUUUUGAUAGCGUUCCUUUAUACAAUGCCCAAAAAUAACCAAUAUUGUCGUGUUUACAGCUGCAAAAAUGUCAUUUGGGGGUUAUAUUUUCAAGUCUCAAAAACGGCAUGAUAAACUCAGUUCCCUUUAAAAUUAGGGGAACUACACUUAAAAACCUACUAAAAUAACCCUGUUUAUAAAAUGCUUCUCCACUACACUCGCCAUUUGUAAAUUACACCAGCGCCUCUAUUGUUAAUCUGUAUCGCAUAUUGAUUAUUGAAGUGUAAUUGAAAGGCCUGGAUUUGGGUGUUUGAAGGUCAUUUCCAGUAGAACUCCUAAUCUAUCAGAAUAGAAAUGUUGUGUAUCGCAAACACAAAAAUAAUACAAUAAGACUGUGUUCAUUUUGUGACUCAAAAAACGUCACAGUCACUUAUUUCAUCGUGAUUUUGUUAGCAAAGCAUCAAAAGUCUCUAUUUUUAAGGUUAUAGUGCAAUGUAAAUAACUAGCCACAAUAAAUUAUCCACUCCUGUAUUUGUUAGUAACUUGACUGUUGUUAGUUGAUUAGUUGAAUGUAGCACAACCGUUGAUGUACGAAACAUUUCUGUACCAUAUUUAAAAAGAAGUUUCCCGUAUACGUAGUUUGCACAUUGCAGUUCGGAAAAACAAAGGUUUCCAGCAUUGCAUUUGGUUUUUGUAUUUUUGUAAUCUCUAUAUUUUAUUGACUUGGUCCAUUCUCUUGAUUUGUUAUGAACAUUCACAGUAUUGUUUUCAGUUUAGCACAGAGAUAGAAGUGGGUGGGACCAGUGAGUUAAUAUAAUUAGUUAGACUAAGACAGUGAAUGUAAGUUCUGUAUAUUUGUAUCUCUAGUCAGUUCUUUGCCAAAUAUCGAAUAAGAAUGUACAUUUUGUAAGUAAUAAGAUUAGUGUAUUUGUGAUAUCAUAGAUUAGGCCAAGUUGUAGCUUUGCUCAUGAAGAAUAUAUACGUAAGAAAUUAA
Molecule: messenger RNA, 2624 nt
Organism: Photinus pyralis (common eastern firefly)
Lineage: Eukaryota; Metazoa; Arthropoda; Insecta; Coleoptera; Lampyridae
Product: glycoprotein-N-acetylgalactosamine 3-beta-galactosyltransferase 1-like
Exons: 6
Coding region: 177-1250 (357 amino acids)
Cellular component (GO): membrane
Molecular function (GO): N-acetylgalactosaminide beta-1,3-galactosyltransferase activity
Source: RefSeq, a predicted model, not a curated record